Molecule: messenger RNA, 1462 nt
Organism: Neofelis nebulosa (Clouded leopard)
Lineage: Eukaryota; Metazoa; Chordata; Mammalia; Carnivora; Felidae
Gene: RNASE13
Product: ribonuclease A family member 13 (inactive)
Exons: 1
Coding region: 57-521 (154 amino acids)
Molecular function (GO): nucleic acid binding
Source: RefSeq, a predicted model, not a curated record
CAGCCACUCUAGGCCCACCUCUGCCUCCAACCACCUUAACUCUACCAGCAGGAGGAAUGGCAGUAGCUGUGGCCUGGCUUGUGGUUCUCCAGCUUGCUUUCGGUCCAGCUCUGGUUGUGGACAUCAAGAUGCAGAUUGCCAUCAAGGACUUCCACAUGUUACACGUCGAUUAUCCCAGGGUGCACUACCCAAAGGGCUUCCAGGGCUACUGUAAUGGUCUCAUGGCCUAUGUACGGGGCAGAAAGCAGAAGAGCUGGUAUUGCCCGCAAAUCCAUUAUAUGGUGCAUGCCCCCUGGAGAGAAGUCCAGAAGUUCUGCAAGUACAGUGAGAGUUUCUGUGAGAAUUACAACGAAUACUGUACAUUCACAGAGGACUCCUUCCCCAUCACGAUCUGUUCUCUGGCCCCUAAUCAGCCGCCCACCAGCUGCCACUACAACAGCACCCUAACCAACCAAAGGCUCUACCUGCUCUGUUCCGGAAAGCGUGAUGCGGAACCGAUAGAUAUCAUUGGUGUCUACUAGGAAAGGGAGGCUUUCGAUUUGAACCACCCCCUACUGCCACCAUACACCAGCCUGUUCCCAUUCCCAAACCUCUGAUUUCUGAUACAAGGCUUCCUCCCUGACUUCAAAGGCAGGCAGGGCCCCCUCCCAAGAGACCAGGGAAGUAGGACCAAUGUCCAGAGCUUCAGUCAUCAUGCAAAUUCAUACUGCCUUGUAGACCCUUUCCAACUUGUUUACCUCCUCUUUUCCCCCGUCAUCUUCCUUCUCCCACAGACAGCCUUACCCACCCAAGAAGCUGACUGUGUCCAGUUGGCAGUGAUGGUCCUUCCACUGGGCCAGAUCCUGAAUCCUGGAUGGAGGCCCAGAGCCUCAGCUCACACCAUGACAACAGGCACCCAGCUCCAUGUCUCAACUCCCCAUCCCCACUACCCUUCUCUCCUCAGCUGUCCCCAUCUCCCUUAUGAUUCUCUCCACUCACUCACCUACAUGGUAGGUACCUCUAGCUAGAGGUCCUCCCCAAGACCCUUAGAGUCUUUCUAGCCUCACUUCUCCAGAAUGCCCCUCAGUCCCCAGUCUGUUCUUCUCUACGAAAUCAUUGCUCUUCUCUCCAUGUAACCUGUUCUUUCUUCUCUCCUUCUACCACAGAGCCCAGGGUAGUUUCUCCCCUACACUCCCCUCCUUUAGUCUCCCUGUAUUCCUCUCUCUGACUUCUUUUCCUUCCAUUCUUCUCACUGUGGCUCACUGGAGUUUCAAAUGAUCUUCUCUGACCUGUUACCCCCAAGAUGACUGCAUCCCUUUCCUUCCCAAAGGUCUUCCUGACAACCCGCCCCCCCUCCAGUUACAGGAUCUGCCACUGACAAGACAGGUGUGAGGUGAGCCUCGCUGUGGUCACAGAAGGUUUUAAAACCACACCUUGAGUUAUAGAAGAUAUAACCACUGGAUGAAACUGGGUGAAGGAUAUG